Messenger RNA from Sesamum indicum (sesame), 1121 nucleotides. RefSeq names its product Subunits of heterodimeric actin filament capping protein Capz superfamily (gene CPB). The record is from RefSeq and is a predicted model, not a curated record. Gene Ontology annotation, cellular component: F-actin capping protein complex; cytoplasm. Gene Ontology annotation, molecular function: actin filament binding. Lineage: Eukaryota; Viridiplantae; Streptophyta; Magnoliopsida; Lamiales; Pedaliaceae. Gene Ontology annotation, biological process: barbed-end actin filament capping; actin cytoskeleton organization; cell morphogenesis.
CUCUCUGAGGGAUAAUUAAAUCUGCCCUCAUACUGAGAAAUUACAAAUAAAAGCGAAUUUCUCCUUCAAUUUUCAAGAAUUAACGGAAGGAAAUAUAUUGAGCAGGAGAAAAUGGAGGCCGCAAUGGGGUUGAUGCGAAGAGUUCCACCGAAGCAUUCGGAAACGGCUUUAUCUGCACUUUUAAGCCUUUUGCCGCAGCACUCCUCGGAUCUUCUUUCUCAAGUUGAUCAGCCUCUUCAGGUUUUAUGUGAUGUGGAUAGCGGGAAGGAGUUCAUAUUGUGCGAGUAUAACAGAGAUGCGGACUCUUAUAGGUCACCUUGGUCAAAUAAGUACCAUCCUCCAUUAGAUGACGGACCCUAUCCAUCGGCAGAGUUGAGGAAACUUGAGAUUGAAGCAAAUGACAUCUUUGCUAUCUAUUGUGACCACUUAAAUGACCAAACAAUGGAUAGGUAUUAUGAAGGUGGUAUUUCUUCAGUGUAUAUCUGGGAGGAUGAAAAUGAAGGGUUUGUAGCUUGCUUCUUGAUUAAGAAAGAUGGUGCAAAGACUGCACACGGUAAAAGAGGUUGUCUUCAAGAAGGAUCUUGGGAUGCGAUACAUGUUAUUGAGGUGGGACCAGUGGAGGACGAAACUGCUCGAUACUGCUUGACUAGUUCUGUGAUGCUUUCGCUGACCACUAAUAAUGAUUCCUCUGGCACCUUCAAUUUGUCAGGAUCAAUUAGAAGACAGAUGAAUAUGGAGCUUUCAGUUGCAGAGGGUCAUUUAUGUAAUAUGGGAAAAAUGAUCGAAGAAAUGGAGAGCAAGCUGAGAAACUCAUUGGAUCAGGUAUAUUUUGGGAAGACAAAGGAGAUGGUUUGUACCUUACGACCACCUUCUGAAAUCAUUGAAAUGAGACUUCCUGAUAGCUGAAUACAUAGAGUCGUAAACACUGGAUUGCUUUCGUUACGAUUCGUCCUGCUCUCCGCUGCAUCAUUACAUAUUAUGUCUUGUUUAUCUUGUGCCGUGUCUGUUAUGGUUUUCGCAGUUUGAUCAUGCUCCAUUUGUGACUCGGGCUCGUUUCUCUGUAAACAUAUGAAAAAUGUUGGAAAUGAAUGAAAAUGUUAAAAAACCAUUGCACAUCAUCA